UGCUACUUAAACGCUCUUGCUACACGUCAAUUGCUUGUUUUGCUUCUCAUCCACUGCAUAAAGCUCAAUGACCGAAAGCAAACGAUCUUCUCAAGCCGCCUUUUCAGACCCAAAAUCACAAGGACGUCUCAAGCCAUAAUUCAGGACCAUCCUGGGAUUUCCCACCCAAUCCUUUUGAUCGUCGUCUGCCGUCUCCUCCGAAUACGCCUUCCUUGCCCCCAGGAGCUCGCGCUGCGGAGGCGGCAUUGGAAAUAGAAAGGGAGUAGCAGAAAGAGGAGCGCAAGAGACGAAGAGAAGAAAAGCAGAGGAUGAAAGAUGAGGCUCCUAGUCUUAUGGAGAGGAUAUGGAAGUCAGUGUUUGGGGAUAAUAAGCGAAAGUCGGCAAAGAAAGAGAAGCAGCCAGAGACACGGAAGGGCACAAGAAAACCGAAGAAGGCUCCACAGAAAUAUAAGAGGAAUGGUGGUGCAAACGAGAAAGAAAAUAAAAAGGGGAAGGCAGCAAAUACAAAUAACAAGGCCUCAAAAUUGAAAACCAAACCUGCAAGUUUAAAGAGUGCAGCAGCAAGUCUCAAAAGCAGAGCUGCCAGCUUAAAAAGCCGAGUUGAAAGCAUCAAAAGCAGAGCCGCGAGCAUCAAAAGCACCAUCCGACAAAAGCUAGACGACGUCAAAGCAAAAAUCAGAAAGAAACCAAACGUCGAAACCAGUGACAACGACUCUCAAAACAGAUCACAAGACGACGCCGAUGUCGACGAGCAUGAGAUGAGUGGUGGCCUGGACAGUGAAGUCGAACGUGGCAGGGAAGAACACGAAAGCGAGGACGACAUGGUGAGGGACGUCGACCAGGAGAGAAGAAAAGAGCAGCGCAGGCGUCGAAUGAGACAAGCGCGGCGGAUAAGGAGGCGAAAGCGACAAGAGAGACGCGCAAAACGGAGAAGGACGAGCGAGAGCGAGUCAAGUGAGAAUUCGGAGUAUUAUGUCAGUUAUGGACCCGUUGGACGUUGGGGAUGUCUUGUUAUGUAG
Molecule: messenger RNA, 1019 nt
Organism: Pseudogymnoascus destructans
Lineage: Eukaryota; Fungi; Ascomycota; Leotiomycetes; Thelebolales; Thelebolaceae
Exons: 1
Coding region: 309-1019 (236 amino acids)
Source: RefSeq, a predicted model, not a curated record